ACCACCUCUGAUCGAACUUCGCGAACAACCCAGCAUUUUUGAUCCCCACUGGCACCCGUACCUCUAGAAAGAUAGCAAGAUGGCUGCGGAGCCGAACAAGACAGAAAUUCUGACCAUUUUUAAAAGACUACGGUCUAUUCCAACUAACAAGGCGUGCUUUGACUGUGCUGCCAAGAACCCCAGCUGGGCCAGUAUACCAUAUGGAGUGUUUCUGUGCAUCGACUGCUCUGGCAUUCAUCGCUCUCUAGGAGUGCACCUCAGCUUUAUCAGAUCCACUGAGCUCGACUCCAACUGGAACUGGUUUCAGCUGAGAUGUAUGCAGGUCGGAGGCAACGCCAACGCGACGGCCUUCUUCCGCCAGCAUGGCUGCUCCACCAACGACACUACCGCCAAGUACAACAGCCGCGCGGCACAGAUGUACCGAGAGAAGAUCCGACAGCAAGCCAACACGGCGCUGUCCAAAUAUGGGUCUGACCUGUGGAUCGACCAAUCCAGUGUGAGCAGCCAGCCUGCCGCCCCAGAGAAGAGACAGACAGACUUCUUUACUGAGCAUACUCAGCCUUCAAACAGCUGGGAUGACGCUCCUUCCCUGACAGAACACAAUGGAACCCUCACUCCUCAACUAUUGGAGGACACACCCAAAGCCCCCCACACCGCCAGCACUCUCUCAGAGCUGGAGGAAGGACCAAGCAUUGAGGGACUGAGCACUGAGCAAUCUCCCAAAGUCACUAUGGAUGUGAAGCAAUCCAUCAUUGGGAAAAAGAAGCCCAGCACUACUAAGAAAGGGCUGGGUGCUAAGAAGGGCCUGGGGGCCCAGAAGGUGAGCAGUAAGAGCUUCUCGGAGGUGGAGAAACAGGCCCAGGUAGCCGAGAAGCAGAGAGAGGAGCAAGCGGCUGAUGCUAAGAAACAGGCAGAGGAGUCCAUUGUGGCCUCCAUGCGCCUGGCCUACAAGGAGCUGGAGAUUGACAGGAAGAUGGACAACAAGAAGAUGCAGAACAUGGAGGGUAAGAAGAGAGAGCAGGCUGAGAGACUGGGCAUGGGCUUCGGCAACCGCAGCACCAUAUCUCACUCAGUGAUGUCAGAGAUGCAGGUGAUUGAGCAGGAGACGCCCUUGGGGGCCAAGUCCUCACCUCGCUCCAAACUGGACAUGUUGGAUGAACCGGGCUUCUCCUCCGGACCCCCUAAGUACAAGGACAACCCGUUUACGGCGGGCGACGGCUUCGGCUCGCGGUGGGACUCUGAUGGGGGAGUGGCCUCCUUCACCUCCUCCUGGGCCCUGGAGAAUGAGGAGCCUAAAGAGGAGGUGACAAUCUCCAGCAUCCAGCCUAUCGGAGAACGGCCCAGUCGGCGGAAGGCGGAGACGGCGGCACCCGUGUCCGAGUCGAGCGAGGCCCGGCAGAAGUUUUCCAACGCCAAGGCCAUCUCUUCCGACAUGUUCUUUGGCCGCGAGAGCUAUGCCGAGUAUGAGGCCAAGACACGUCUGGAGGGCCUGUCUGGCAACACGUCCAUCAGCUCUGCUGACCUGUUUGGGGACGGGAGUGACCGUGACACAGGGGCAGCAGGUUAUGAGAGUGUGCUGCCGACGGGGCCAGACAUUGCUCAGUUCAAACAGGGGUGA
This is a messenger RNA of Oncorhynchus gorbuscha (pink salmon), 1618 nucleotides long. Its product is annotated as ADP-ribosylation factor GTPase-activating protein 2-like. The record is from RefSeq and is a predicted model, not a curated record. NCBI's taxonomy places the organism in Eukaryota, Metazoa, Chordata, Actinopteri, Salmoniformes, Salmonidae. Gene Ontology annotation, molecular function: GTPase activator activity. Gene Ontology annotation, biological process: COPI coating of Golgi vesicle.